This is a messenger RNA of Alligator mississippiensis (American alligator), 4156 nucleotides long. RefSeq names its product N-acetylneuraminate pyruvate lyase (gene NPL). Gene Ontology annotation, molecular function: N-acetylneuraminate lyase activity; 4-hydroxy-tetrahydrodipicolinate synthase activity. The transcript is spliced from 12 exons. Bases 46 to 1038 code for a protein of 330 amino acids. The record is from RefSeq and is a predicted model, not a curated record. NCBI's taxonomy places the organism in Eukaryota, Metazoa, Chordata, Crocodylia, Alligatoridae. Gene Ontology annotation, biological process: N-acetylneuraminate catabolic process.
GCGGGGCGACGCAACCGGCAGUGGGCAUGCGCGCGGCGGGCGGGCAUGCUCAGUACUCAGGCCUCGGUGAGCGGGGAGGUUGCUCGGCUGCGGAGCAGCGCAAUGGCAUCCCAAAAGAAGUUGCAGGGUCUUGUAGCAGCUACAGUCACUCCAUUGACUUCAGAUGGAAAAAUUAACCUGUCUGUGAUUGGUCAGUAUGUGGAUUACCUGGUAGAUAAGCAGGGAGUGAAAAAUGUUUUUGUGAAUGGCACAACAGGAGAAGGGCUGGCGCUGAGCUCCCAGGAGAGGAAGCAGCUGGCAGAAGAAUGGGUGAAUCAAGGGAAAAAAAAGUUGGAACAUGUGAUCAUUCACGUGGGAGCAUUAAGUCUACCAGAGUCAAAAGAACUGGCCAGACAUGCAGCUGAAAUAGGAGCCAGUGGCAUCUCUGCAAUAGCCCCCUUUUUUUUUAAACCUACAAACAAAGGUGCCCUGGUUGCUUUCUUAAGGGAAGUUGCAUCGGAAGCCCCUCACAUUCCAUUUUAUUACUAUCACAUUCCUCCUUUAACAGGUGUAAAGAUUUGUAUUGAGGACCUGUUGGAUGGAAUAAAAAAGCAGAUCCCCACCUUCCAAGGCGUGAAAUACAGUGACACAGACCUCUUGGACUUUGCACAGUGUAUGGACAAGUAUAACAAGGAGCAAUUUCUGUUACUCUACGGGGUAGAUGAGCAACUGUUAAGUGCUCUGGCAGUGGGAGCAACUGGAGCAGUUGGAAGCACGUACAACUACUUGGGCCAAGCAAACAAUAUGAUGUUCCAGGCUUAUGCAAAUCAGGACUUUGCCUUAGCUAGGAAGUAUCAGUUCUGUAUUGGGGAAUUCCUAAGCUUUGUAUUCAAACUAGGUUUUGGUGUUGCACAAACUAAAGCGAUCAUGACUUCCUUGUCUGGCAUUCCAAUGGGUCCCCCACGACUUCCACUCAUGAGUGCCUCUGAAGAGUUUAUCACCAAAGCAAAAGCCAAACUGGACAGCCUACCAUUCCUCACCACUUACCCAGCCAAGUGAUUUGACAUUAAUGUGGAUUUGGAGGUUUGGGGCCUUCCUCCACUGUUGUGAUCCACCUGAAUGUCCCUGCUGGAACACACCGACUUUUUCAGGGAAUUUGACUUCCUGUCAGGGGUGGCCUUUGGUGGUCUAUAACUAACUUUCUUUCUCUUAGCUUUAUGUGGAAGGGAAACUGUAUAGUAGUUGCCUUUGCACCACAGGUCCACUAGAAUGUUUUCCUAGGACCAGAGUUGGAAGAAUCUGGCUUUUCCUAAACAGAGGAGAAACAUUCCUUGCUGGAACUCCUGAGUUUCUCUGGACCGGGAAGAGAACUAUCUCCAUAUCGCCAUCUACCAGAAUUCCCUCCAGCUUUGCAUUUCCUGUGUUUAUCCUUUCAUUAGCAUCUUCCGUACCAUAUCCUCUUUUCAAUGUAAUGCUAUUCUGCUGCCUAGCUUGGUAUUUUAAUGCACUCAUUUUUUAUAUAAACCUAAAAAACCCAUGACUGCGCACUGGUAAGGAAACCAGGGAGUAUUUUUGAAAGCUUAAUUUCUAUUUUUGUAGGUUUCCUUCCCCUUAGUUUUUGCACUCUUUCAUCUAACAAAAUAUUUGAAGAUUUAUUUUUGUGACAGGAAGCACUUUCAGCCCUCUGAUGCAGGGGUCGGCAACCUACAGCCUGUGGACUGGAUCCAGUUUAUGGAACCUUUGGAUCCAGCCUGUGGAUGUGGGACUUCAGCAGCAUUUGGUGGUGGGGAGCUUUGACUGUGGACAAUCUCCCUAUGUCACUCUGGAGAUGAGCACUGAUUGCAGGGUGCUCCACCUGUGCUGCUGUGGAGACAAGUGGCAGUGGCAGCAGGGUCCUAGCACCUACCCAUCUGAUUUUGACUCAGGGUGGUUAUUCUAGCCUGCAGCUGGAAGAGGUUGCCUACUAGGGCUGUGUGAAGCUUCAGUAACUGAUUUGAUUCGGCCCGAUUUGGCAGCCGAAUCUCCAAAUCUGAAUCGAAUCGGGAGGCCCAUUAAAAGGUCCAAAUUGUAUUGGCGAGAUUUGGAGAUUUGGAAGGCUUGCAGUUUUUGUGAUAUGAGUUUUGCUUUCAACAGUUUUGAGGUGCACUUUCACAGAUACCCUUGCACCUAUCUCCUUGAAACUUGGCAGGCUCCGUGCCCUAAGAGCUGCUAGCAUCCCUGCUGUUUUCAUCCAAAUAUGUAAAAUAAUUACAAAGUUAUAGGUAUUUUAGUGAUUUCCCAUUAUAGUCUAACAGAGCAAGGAAUAGCCCAAUUCCUUUGUUGCUACAGAGUUGCGAGUACAGGGGGAAGUUGGGUCAGGGACAGGGCAAGGAUAAUUACUUAAUAGACACAGUUGGGAGAGGGAUCGCAUCAGAGAGGUAUUUCACCUGAUUAAGGGCCAGCAACUACUAAAGACCACAGCCAGAGGGCUAUUCUUUUCCCCCUGGGGCAGAGCAUGAGAAGAAUCUGUGGGGAAAGCCAGGAGCAGCAAACCCAGUGCUGGAGCAGAUUGCUGAUUAGACCGGCUGACCAGGUGAAGGUAACCAUGGCAGCCAGCAAAACAAAGAGGUGAGAGAGGGGAGACGUUUACCAGGUGGAUCCUCAGGUGGAGAGACAGUCCCACGGAGGAAGAAUCCACUGAUACCUGCAAGCAGGGUUGUCCCUGGAGGGGGGGGGCGCACAAAUUGGGGAGAUUGCCCCAGGCCCUGCACUUUGGAGGGCCCUGCAGACAGUGCCUGCUGCAGUUGCUGUGCACUGCCAGCUCCGCCAUGGCAGCUGCACACCACCAUCCCCCUGCUUCAGCUGCUGGCCACCCCCCACUCCCCCCCAACCUCCUACUUACCACCCCCCAGCCCCGCACACCCCUAGGGAUGUCUCUGCCUACAAGGGAAAGAGAGAGAGAGAAACUGGAGGUGAGCUGACAGGCUUAGGGGGAGUGGGUUGCACUGUGGUGAAGGGAGAAGGAAGACUGCAGGCUGUGAUAAUGGCUGGGAUUACCCAGAUCCUGCUGGGAAUUCACUAAUAAACCAAUUUACUUUUAUGCUGCUUCUGAGGUGAAUUACUAUGCCCUCUUUUGCUGGGGAAUUAACUUCUUAUUUUCCCAUUUACAUCAAGGCAUGGGAGGUGAGUUGCAGGGAGGGAGAUUUUGUUAGUCAAUCCCACCUGGCCACAUAGUCUACGGCCGAAUCUCUGAAUCAGCAUCGAAUCUCUGAAUCCGAAUCACUGUCCCUCCGAAUCAGCUGAAUCUGAAUUCAAGUGAAUACUUGCUGCUUUGCACAUGCCUAUUGCCUACCCCUGCUCUAAUGAUUGAAUAUGCUGCCCUCUUCCUUUCUUCCAGUACAUACUAGCCAAAGCAGCCAUGGAGUUGCAGCAGGAAUUGACCCAGGGGUUUCUAUAAAGCAGUAGAGAGCACUACCACUAAGUUUUUUUGAGAAUGUCAUGUAUUUUAAGGUUAAGGAGUUCCAUUAUACAUACUGGACCUAAUUCUCCACUGCCUUUUACCUUGCGUAGUUAUGUAUACUAUGAUAAAGCACUAUGGUAAAGUUUAAUGUAAAGUGCUAUCCAUCUCUGUGUACAAGAAUUCUGGCAGCAUUUUUCACAUUUCCUUGACUUGGUCUUCUUUGGGUGUAAGUCUUGCUUUCUAAUUGCAGAACACAAACUUAGAAGCCAAGGUAGAGUUAGAUGGUUGACUAGACUUUUCCAAAGAUGUAUAAGAAAUUUAAAUAAGCUUUCUUUUCAGUCAGACAUGGAAAGGGAGAUGAUCUCCCCAUCAGCCAAUGAGUAUGUGCAUCUGCACCGAGUUCUUGUGCUACCAUUCCUUUGAGAGAGACUGCAGAGCGCCAGCCUUCCAGGGUUCUAGGUAGAAGUAUGCCCAUGUACACUCCCAGCCAGAGCUAUUCUAGGAAAAUUUCUAGAAUGUUUUCCCCAAGGCUUUUAUUUUGUUACUUUUAGGAUUAUUUCUAAUGAGAAUGAAAUCUUGUUACUGCUGUUCUAAUGAUGUUUACAAAACAAGACACUUUUUAAAUAAUAGGUAAUAUAGAAAUAACCUAUCUAAAUAUGUGAUCUUCAAAUGAGUAACUUCUAUUUGUUUUGAUAAUCAACAAAGCUACCAAAUUAUUAAACUGGGUUUCUUCAUGAA